AUGGGCCAACUUCUUGCCUCACGCAAAUCAAGAAUCUGUCAAACAAUCCAAGACUCCACGGUUUCGCGCCCAACCCUCCGACUCGGGCGCCCGACUCACUCGCGACCCACCUUCGCUGACACGAGGUGCACCUGUCCCGGGGACGUGUGCAAAGCCUUUGGCGCCGGUGCCGACUUUGUGAUGCUGGGUGGUAUGCUGGCUGGCCACGAGGAAUGCGCGGGAGAGGCGUCCGGCGGCCGCGGGGCGAAGGGAAUGGGAUCGCUCGCAGUGGCGCUUCGGAUCCUCUCCACGCUGGCGGCCUCCACUCCGACUCCCUGCCCCGCUGCCGCGCCCGCGCUGGUUGCGCUGCCGCGGCGCGGUGCGGCGGCGUUGCCGUGGGUCCUGGCUGAGGUGGCCAAAGCUGCCACAGAGGACGAAGAGGUGCUCUCUCCCGACGCCGCCAAUGCGGAUUCACCCUGGAACAAACCACGGAUCUACAAAGCUUUUCGCCUGACGAAUGGCUUGCGGGUGCUCUUGGUGGAGGAUGAGUCCAUGGAACAGAUGGAUGUCGCCUUGACCUUGCCCUUUGGCCAGUUCGAUGAUCCAGCGGAUCGGCCCGGCUUAGCGCACCUGACGGAGCAUUUGCUGCUCUCGGAGAAGGACGCGGGAGAAGACUUGGAAACCUGGUUGGAGACGCGGUUUGGCGAGUCCAAUGGAUUCACGGCCUUCGAAUCAGCGCUCUUCACCCUCUCCUGCGAGGCCAGCGACUGGUCCUCCGCGCUGCCGCGCUUCGGCCGCUGCUUCCGCGCCGCGGACGCCGACGCGUCGGACGCCGCUGAUCCGCGCUUCGUGGCGUCCUCGGUGGCGCGAGAGGUGCGACGGAUCGAUGGCGAGUUCAUGGAUGGGCUCUCGGCCCAGCUGCGGAGUUUACAGCUCUUGAGAUGUCGGACGGUGGAAGGUCAUCCGCUAAGAGCUUUUGGCCCUGGCAGCAUGAAGACCCUGUUGCCCUUGGGAGAUCGUCCUGAAGACCUUCAGCGCUUGGCGAAGCUGAGCCAGGAGCUCUUCCGGAGUGUGGCCGCAGAGAAUGCCACCCUUGCCAUCGUCGCGCCGGUGCCCAUCGUGCAGCUGCGCCCCGUCGUCGCCGACGCCUUCGCGGGCCUCGCCGCCCGUGCGCCGCGCGCGGCGGAGCCGCGGACGGCGCGCAGCCGGGCCGAUCCGCUGCCUGCGGCGGAGACGGUGGCACCGUGCUUUGUCGUCGACACCAAGGAUGAUCCCGCCAUCAGUUUCACCUGGAGCAUCCCCUUCGAGGCGAAUUCAGCCGACGCGCUGGACGUGACCAGCUUCCGAGCAUCGAAGCCACUGGUGGUGUUGUCGCACUUGGUGGCGCAUCAGGGGCCCGGAUCUUUGUCAGCUUGGCUUCAGCGACAUGGAUGGCUUCCAGAGAACUUGGGGCCCAAGAUCACGGCUCAAAGCCCAUUCUGCACUGAGGGUUUCGCGAUCUGGGAGCUGAAGAUCAAGCUAUCCUCUUCAGGGUUGACCAACUGGCGUCGUGUGGCAGCCUGCGUCUUCGGUGUCUUAGCCGCCUUAGCCCAGCGCUAUGUGCGAGAUGCUCUGGGUGGUCCACGACGGGACCUAUGGCGGCAAGCCGUGGAUGAGGUGUCGACGUUGGCGGAUAUCGCGUGGCGCUUUCCGCCGCGGCCGCCCUUGGCCAGCGAGUUGGCCAAUGACAUGCGACAGAGCAAGAGUUCCAAGGCCUAUGUCUUGCAGGUUCGCCGCCUAGUGGCUCGAGAAGAGGCUGGUCUUGCAGUGGUGGGCCGUGCGGCGCGCUUCACCAGCUCCGCCGCCCAAGAGGAAGCCACCGAGGCCUUGGGCAAGGUCUUCCCCUCCCUAACGCCCCGCCGGGCACGCUUGACGCUCGCGACGAGCGCGACGUCUGCACGCCUGGGCCUUUGGGAGCUCCGGCGCCGCCGGGACGAGAACCUGCAGCUGCCCUUCGGUGAGCUGUCCUUCCGACGCACGGAGGCCGCGGAGUGGCUCACGAGUGGGCCGGCGUCAUGGUGGUGCGCGCCGCCCCUGAACGUCUACUUGUCCAGAGCGGAUAGGAUCAACAAGCCAAAGGCAAAGCCGGAUCCGAAGAUACCAGAGUCCAUCAAAAGCAAAACGGGCUUCAAUGGCGUUCUCUGGUCGGAAGCUUGUCGAGCUCGUUUAGUUCCGAACGCUGGAGCUUCUGCCAUCCCAGAAGCUUUGUGGGUGGUUCCCGGCUGUGUUUACGUGUCUGGACAGUUCAACGAGCGCGUUGAACCGCUGGGCGAUGAACCGGUGGUGACCUUGACCCUCUGGCUACCAGCGCAAAAUAUCCUGGAUGCAUCUCCCAGAUCUCGCGCAGCUGGACGGAUGUGGUUGAAAUCCUUACAAUUGGCACUCGAAAGCCCUUUCUAUUCCGCUGCCUUGGCUGGAUGUCGUUGGGAAUGUGCCUUCUUCACCACCUCUCCCAGCGAGGCAGGUGUCCGCUUCUCCUUCCAGGCCUUCUCCGACAACCUGCCGCGCUUCGCCACCGACGCGGCGCUGGCCAUCGGACGGCACACCGGGCCCGCGGCGGAGCAGCUGGAGGUGGUGCGCCGCAUGGCGCUGGCGGAGCUGACGAAGGGCGCCGCCAAAGGCGCCGCGGCCAGGCGCGCCGAGGCGGAACUGAAGUCCUUUUUGAAGCAGCUGAGGAUUGAAGAUGUUCAGCAGGAGUCUCAAGCCUUGUGGCGAAGCGUGGAUGGCGCCUCCUCUCAGGCCCUGGUGGCGGGCGCCAUCAGCGAGGAGGACGCAGCAGAGCUGGUGCGGCAGGUCGUGAGCACUCUGCCAAUCUCGCCGGGUGUCACCGCUCCAUUGGCCCCGCUGGACCCGGGGCCACGGCCUUGUGCGGUGCUCACGCGACGGCCCUCCUGGCAGGGGCCGGUGGCGCAGAAUCAGCACAAUGAACCUUGGAUUGAUGAACAACAGAUCCAACGUUUGUCUACCCAGCAGUCACCGGAUCUUCCUCGCUGUUUGCAGACCAUCGAGGAGAAUGGCCACUUCUUUAAGGUCUUCUACGGGAUGUCCAGCGACACUGCCAUGAAGAAGCAUGCGGGUGGUGUGGCAGAGUACCGGUCGUCCGAGGGCAAGACGGUGAAGGUGCCCUACCGUGGUCCCAUCGAUGAGACCAUCCGGGACCUGCAGGGAGGUGUACGCUCGGCAUGCACGUACGUGGGCGCCUCCACGUUGCGGGAGCUGCCGAAGAGGACGACCUUCAUCCGCUGCAGCCAGCAGUUGAACAAUGUUUUUGGUGAGGCGCCAGCAAAGGCGAACCCUCAUGAGUGCUUUCCUCCUGGAAAACGCUGGAGGACAGAAGACGGAAGCUUAAGGCAGAUCGAGAUGGGACAACGUGGUGAGAUGGGACGCUCCAAAGGUGACCGAUGCGGGGACCGUGAGCUCCGAACACCGGGGACCCUGGUGGACCGCGAGGAGAACCUGCAAAAGAAGGACAAAGGAUCAGAGAUGAUCAGAGACUUGGCAGAGCAAGAGCGGCAGUUCCACACCGUCUCCGAGAUCGUCCGAAGGAACGUUUGGGUGACCCGCUUUGGUGAGAAGAUGUACGAAGACCUGGAGGAUGCACGGAAGCUCACCGGUGUCAAGGAGAAGGUGGAGGACAGCGAAAAUGCCGGGAGAAACGAGGCGGCCAUCCCGCCCCUCUGCCAGUGCUGCGGAGACUGUGGGCCGUGGCAAGACCUUGGCCUACUUUGA
This is a messenger RNA of Durusdinium trenchii, 3747 nucleotides long. NCBI's taxonomy places the organism in Eukaryota, Dinophyceae, Suessiales, Symbiodiniaceae. The record is from the annotation of a GenBank genome assembly.